Molecule: messenger RNA, 1937 nt
Organism: Malus domestica (apple)
Lineage: Eukaryota; Viridiplantae; Streptophyta; Magnoliopsida; Rosales; Rosaceae
Product: protein NUCLEAR FUSION DEFECTIVE 4-like
Biological process (GO): transmembrane transport
Cellular component (GO): membrane
Molecular function (GO): transmembrane transporter activity
Source: RefSeq, a predicted model, not a curated record
UCUCCUAGAAAAACAAAUUUCAUUUCUUCAAAAGAAAAAGGUGACAGCCAAAAAAAUGGCAGAGAUGGAAAGGCUGAGCAGAAGCAAGUGGACAGCCACGGCGGCGAGCAUAUUGAUCCAGUGCACCGGCGGCUCUCCCUACGCCUUCAGCAUCUACUCCCCGGCGAUCAAGUCGAGCCAGGGCUACGACCAAUCAACGCUCGACACGGUGUCAGUCUUCAAAGACAUAGGCGGCAACGUCGGCGUCUUAUCGGGGAUUUUGUACUCCGCUGUGGCGCUUAACCGUCGCCGAAUUGGUGGGCCCUGGGUGGUGCUUCUGGUGGGGGCAAUUCAGUGCUUCGUGGGGUACUUCUUCCUGUGGGCUGCUGUCACCGGAUUGGUGGAGAGGCCGCCGGUCGCGGUGGUUUGCUUGUUCAUGCUCCUGGCGGCCCACGCUCAGACUUUCUUCAACACCGCCAACGUGGUGACUGGGGUCCACAACUUCUCUGAUUACGGUGGGACCAUCGUCGGCAUCAUGAAGGGAUUUCUUGGUCUAAGUUCAGCAAUUCUAGUCCAAGUCUAUGACACAUUCUGCAAUGGUAACCCCAGCACCUUCAUUCUCCUGCUGGCAUUGUUGCCCACAUCUGUCACCAUCUUGUUCAUGCCUCUGGUCAAAAUCCAUGAAGCCGGUAGAAGUGCUAUUGACAAAAAGUACUUAAACAUCUUCUCUGCUUAUGCUCUGCUCACAGCUGCUUAUCUCAUGGUCCUAAUCAUAUUCCGAACCAUCUUCACUUUCCCAUCAUGGGCAAGUGUUCUCACUGUUACACCACUUCUUCUGUGUUUACUUGUCUCGCCCCUCGGAAUAGCCAUCAAAGCACAGAACUUGCAACCCAAGAAACUCCCUGGGACACCCAACGAUCCUUUACUCGAAAACCCCGAGCCAGUUUUAGCAUCCUCCAAUUUAUCAGCAUCAGAAAACCCUACAGACCAUGAAGAUAUGAAUUUGUUGAAAGCUAUGAUUUGUGUUGAUUUCUGGUUGUUGUUUAUUGCUAUGAUUUGUGGGAUGGGGUCUGGAUUGGCCACCAUAAACAACAUGGGUCAAAUAGGGGAAUCUCUUGGCUACACAACAGUUGAGAUCAAUUCUUUUGUUUCCUUGUGGAGCAUAUGGAAUUUUCUAGGUCGGUUUGGAGCCGGGUAUGUCUCAGAUUACUUGCUACAUAAGAAAGGAUGGGCAAGGCCAUUGCUGAUGGCUGUCACACUAGCAACCAUGGCAGCCGGCCACAUUGUGAUUUCAUCUGGCUUUCCCGGGAAUUUGUAUGUGGGUUCGAUCCUAGUUGGGAUUUGCUACGGCUCACAGUGGUCACUUAUGCCCACAAUCACUUCUGAAAUCUUUGGGAUUAGACACAUGGGGACUAUUUUCAACACGAUCGCAAUAGCCAGUCCUGUUGGUUCUUAUAUCUUCUCCGUGAGAGUAAUCGGGUUCAUAUAUGAUAGAGAAGCUUCUGGAGAAGAUGAUGACUCCUGCAGCGGCACUCACUGCUUCAUGCUGUCGUUUUUUAUCAUGGCUUCUGUUGCUUUCUUUGGGUUUCUUGUAGCUCUUGCUUUGUUCUUUCGGACGAGGAGAUUCUAUCAUACAAUCGUGCUCAAUAGACUGCGGCAUUCUUCUCCGAAACAGUGAACGUGAGCAUUUUGUGUAGAUGGGCAAGAGGUAAUGUGGUUUGAGAUUGUGAUCUCUUGGCCUUUUUGUUGUGCAUCCGUGGCUUAUUGUUACAGAUGUUGUAGGUGUACAAUUGUUUUACAUAUGUAACAAAGUUGGGUUUCAAUUUUUGUAGAAGAGGCAGUUUUCUUUUGGCAUGUUGUUCAUAUAUCUGUGUAAAUUUUGAUCAACUCCAUUAAUUAGUUGGAAGAGUUCUAAAUUAAGAGGGGUAGCGAAAGCAAGUCGAUUCAGUUCUUAUUUA